GCACAACAACAACAACAGCACAGGCGGGAACUGGCGCCAUCUUGUGUCUUCAACAGGAAACGACGGACAGAUGUGGAGCCUCUGAAUCAAUAACACGAAGUUUUAAAAAUGUGAAAACAGAGAAAAGUGACGUGAAGCUGAAACCACCGUCGCCGGGGUCCGCUGGCUCCGAGGCCCCGGUUACCGAUCAUCGAUCUGGCGGCGAGAGAGUGAAAGCGAAAGUAAAACUCGGAACAGUUCGUCAGCAGGAGCUCAGAGAGAGAAGACACGAGAUCUUCGUCUGAACACCAAACUGCAGGAUCAGACUCUCCUCCUGCACUCCGACCCUCCACCAAAGGAAAAUGGAUGAAGUGGCAGCCUGUGGAUUUUUCAGUCUAAUUUUCGACGCGGUGCUGAGUUUGUCUCUGUGGGCCGUACUGGUGCUGCUGCAGCUCCCCAGCUGUAGUGGACUGGCGGGUGUGUGGACGUUUGGAGUGGUGAAGUGGGUUUUUCUCCACAUCUUCACCUCCAUACUGACUGAUGGGAAGCCCCAGGCUGUGCUCUGCAGGUUCGUGGCACUCCUCUGCCUUCUCUCCCCCGUGUUUGAAAGUGGACGGUUUCUCCUGGGCUCUGAGGCUUACGUGGGACCGUCCCCUCACCUCAGCACGCUGCUCCUGGGCUCCAUGUCCUCGACACUGGCUUGUGUCUUUUGGGAAAACCUUGUCUGCGGCGAUGGAAAGAAAAGAGACGCCAACACAGGGAAUUCUCGACAGCUGCUCAGGAGGCUGGUGACGUAUUUCAGACCAGACACCCUUUACCUGAUUGCUGCUUUCAGUUUCCUCAUCUUCGGAGUGCUCUGUGACUCUCUCAUCCCACUGUAUCAGGGGAAGGUCAUCGAUAUGCUGAGAGGUCAGAUGCCUCAAACCAGCUUCUGUUAUUCAAUUGGACAGCUGGCUCUCCUCUCUCUUGGAAGUGCAUUGUUCUCUGGCUUGAGAGGAGGCAUAUUCAUGUGCACCCUGGUCAGACUGAACAAGAGACUGAAGCAUCUGCUGUUCCACAAGCUCCUGCAGCAGGACGUGCACUUCUUCGACGAGAACAAACCUGGACAUCUCUCCUCCCGCUUGCACUCUGAUGUCGACAGGAUGGGCCGCACGGUGGCACUGAACGCCAACAUGCUGAUUCGCAGCACAGUGAAAACCUGCCUCAUGCUCAAAGUGAUGUUGAAUCUGUCCUGGGAGCUCACCGUGCUCACCUGCAUCGAGAUGCCACUCCUGGCCUUAGUGCAGCACAAAUACACGACUUUGUCCAAGGAGCUGAAAGAUCAGAUUCAGGACUGUCACGCUCAGAACAAAGAGCUGGCGUCCCAGACGAUCGGCGGGAUCCGUACAGUCCGCAGCUUUAAAGCCGAGAGAGACGAAGUGAGGAGGUACAACGAGGCUCUGGACCAGAUGCGCAUGAUCAAGAGACGUUCAGGAAUCUACAGCGCGGUCUUCCUCCUAAUACGGAGGGUUGAACAGCUGCCAAACCUGCUUCAAUCCAAUCUGCACUUUAACCUUUAUCACUUCACACAUCACUGA
This is a messenger RNA of Paralichthys olivaceus (Japanese flounder), 1556 nucleotides long. Lineage: Eukaryota; Metazoa; Chordata; Actinopteri; Pleuronectiformes; Paralichthyidae. The record is from RefSeq and is a predicted model, not a curated record.